CCCGGGUCUGCCGCGCGGAGCUCUGUGAUGAGCCUGCCCAUUACCGCUGCGCCCACUCCCGGGAACCACGGCUAAUAUUCCGCUCUGAAGCCAAACUCUGGACACCGCGCCGCUUCCCGCCGUUUGCACCAUGGCGUCCAAACCUCAGCCUCCGCUGAUGAAGAAGCACAGUCAGACAGACUUGAUAAGCCGUCUGAAGAGCCGCAAGAUCCUCGGUGUUGGUGGCGAGGAUGAUGAUGGUGAAGUGCACCGCUCAAAGAUCAGCCAGAUGCUCGGGAACGAGAUGAAGUUUGCGGUGCGAGAGCCUGUUGGGCUGAGAGUGUGGAUCCUCAUCUCAGCUGUCGGUUUCACAGUAAUGGCUCUGAUGGCACUGGUGUUGCCCAACCAGCUAUAUGAGGUUGUUUUUGAGGAGGAGCUCUCCACGACCAGCAUCUCCGUUCGUCUCUAUGGAGGAGCACUGCUGAGCCUUGCCCUUAUUAUGUGGAACGGUUUCUACACAGCUGAAAAGGUCAUCAUCCAGUGGACUCUGCUCAGUGAAGCCUGCUACUUUGCCAUUCAGUUUCUGGUGACAUCCAUCACCCUAAUGGAAAUCGGCAUCCUGCCCAACACGGCCAUUCUCCUGCUCCUCAGUCGGGUUCUUUUCUUGGCGGUCACGAUGGCUUACUACUACCACCUGGGACGUAAAGCGAAGAAGGUCUGAGCGGACUGUGUGAUCCCUUAAAGAUGGGGAUGUUUGAAGAAUGAGCACAAAUAUGAUGAGAAGGUUUGGAUCGAUGUUGAAUAGGGUUCGGAGCGUAGCAUUGCCAGUAAAGCCCCGGCCCCCUCCAUAAGAACCUAACAUAAUCCUCUGUAUUUAUUAAAUGAGUGUCACAUUGCAGACUCUAUAUCAAGAAUGGGAAACCUUCAUAGUGACAUUAUGCUAUUCUCCAUCUGGGCUUUAAGGUUAAUCCCCUGAUGGCACACAUUCCUUAUUGUGCUGUGCUCUUUUGCACAGAGCUAGCAGUUAGUCGGUGAUGCCUUUGUGUCUCAGUUGGUCUGAUUCAACAUGUACAGUGCUGAGUGCUGUCGUACUUCUGACAAUAUUAUUCAUGUACAGCUACAGGAAUUCCCUACUCUGUGUUCAGUGAUUUAAAAAAAAAAACAAAGUUGAAUUUUGAUGUUGGUUUCUUACCUGUGCUUUCAUUUAUUGAUAGGUGUAAAGGCAUCAUCGUGGUUAAAAUGAAUGUGCUUGAUAGAAAAUACAUGCUGCAUCAGAAGAAAUGCUGAAUGCCAACCAUGAACCCUUAGGAUCUGUUUGCUCAUCAAAUGUGGACAUCUGCUCAAUCUACUGUAAACAUUUCAGUGUCCAAUUUUCAGGGCAACUUCUUUCAAAAGAAAUUUUCCCAAAUAAAUAUGUUCUCAUAAUAUUUUAAUAAAUGUAAUAAAGACAAGGUAUUUGUGAUGGUGAGGCUUUAAUUUGACUGACCUUUGCAGUAAAGUCAGGGAACUCGUUCAGUAUUUCUUUUCAGAUUUCCUCCACUUUUAGUUAUCCCAAAAAAAGUAACAAGAACUGCACAGAAUUUUAGAGCAACGUUUUUCAAAAACAAUUUUCAAAAAUCUGUAUCUUCUCAUAAUAUUUAAAUAAAUAUAAUAGAGACUAAGUAUUUGUAAUGGUGAACCUUUCACUUGACUGACCUUUACAAUAAAGCCAGUGUGACCAACAGGUCACAGAACAAACCUGAGCUGUUACCAUUCUAGUGAUGUAGCUGGUUCUUUUUUUUUUUUCAAGUGUAUCAUGACCUCAGUCUUGCCUUAAAACUUCUUUCAAGAACAGUCUUCAACACUGUACCCUACCUUUUGUACAUAUGUAAAUAAAAGUAUUUGCUAUUAUAUGGCUUUCACGUGUAGCAAACAGGGAACUCGUUCAGUAUUUCUUUUCACCUUUCCUCCACUUUAAUCCCAAACGCAGUAACACAAACAGCACAAACCUUUGUAGCAACCUCUGUCCAUUUACAGAGAAAAAGCUGCUGCACACGAAAAAUCAAUUGACGCAGCUCAAGUGUAUCUCCUGAAAUCAAAGCUCAUUUGUACAGCCUUCAAUUUGUGUACAAUUAGAAAAUAGACAAAAAUUCUUUUCACAUUUUCUUUCAGUGAAGUCUAUUCAUGUUCUACCUCUGAGUCCUCCUAAAUCAGUCAGAAAGAUGCCACAGCUCAGAUUUAGUGCUUUAUCAGAUAUAGAAUCCCUCCCUAACUUAAUCUGAGUCUCUCAGAUCUUAGUUGACAAAAAAUGGGAAUGUGUUUUAGUCAUUUAUCUUCAGAUCAAACAAAAAUCAGAUCAUUUAUUUACAGUAAUCUACAUCCAUGAAUUUGGAAAAGGCUCUUUGGACAGAAUUUUCCUGAUGUCAGACUGAGUGUGGGUAUGCAGUUCUGAUGGAGAGAAUUUAAAACAUGGGUGAGGUCUCCUGCCCUCUUGAUAAGUAGUAGGUAGCUCUUUUUUUUCUUUUUCAGUGUUUAAUUAGAUGCGAGUCUCCUAAAUCAGAUUGUAUACCCCAAACUUCCAGUGCUGCUCUGUCUUGACUAGCAUGGUAAUUAUGGAGUUCAUGAAAAAUGUCAUUCCAUUUCCGUCACAGCUACAGGCCUCAAAUGGGUAGCCUUGUAAAAUGUUCAAAGGUCUGCAGGGCAGGUUAUUUUUGGAGAGAGGCAAUUUUCCAGGGGAGGCAAAAGAUGGGAGGCAGAAAGACUUUCAUCCUCCUACCUCUCUGUUGUAAUAUAUACCGAAUAUGAUACUGGUUACUAAUUUUAAUACAUUUAAAGAACACGAUAACAGGAAAAAAACAUAUAUAUUUAUCUGUUGGGCCAAUCUCGUGUAAUUCGGCAUCUGGCAUACUUUGUAUAUAAAACAUUUUUGUCAAAGUUUUGAGUGAUAGCCAUGUGUUUUUAUGUAUAUUAGGUAUAUUGUACCUCAAUAAAACAAUUAUGUAAUUACUUAAUCAUUUUGAAAUAAAGAACACUAUUGUUUUAUUA
Molecule: messenger RNA, 3003 nt
Organism: Oryzias latipes (Japanese medaka)
Lineage: Eukaryota; Metazoa; Chordata; Actinopteri; Beloniformes; Adrianichthyidae
Gene: tp53i11b
Product: tumor protein p53 inducible protein 11b
Source: RefSeq, a predicted model, not a curated record